Messenger RNA from Arachis duranensis, 414 nucleotides. Its product is annotated as phenylalanine ammonia-lyase class 3-like. NCBI's taxonomy places the organism in Eukaryota, Viridiplantae, Streptophyta, Magnoliopsida, Fabales, Fabaceae. The record is from RefSeq and is a predicted model, not a curated record. Bases 1 to 414 code for a protein of 137 amino acids. The transcript is spliced from 6 exons.
AUGUGUGAAAGAUUGGCUUGUUUAACAGUAGCAGGAAAUUCCACCAGGGACCUUGGAGGAGGAGUGGAACUUGAAUGCCCUCUCAUCAAAGAAAGACUCUCAUUAUUUACUCCUGCUGCUAUUGCUGCUGGUGUGGGCUGUACUCAGAAUGUGCAGAUAUUGCUGGGACUCCUCCUUAUGGAUAUUGCCAGGAUUUUGAAUUGUGCAAUAUUUGGCCAUGAAAGUGAGUUAUCCCAUACCCUGCCAAAAUCAGCAAUGAGAGCAGCAAUGCUUGUGAGGGUCAACACCUUUCUUCAAGGGUUGUUGUUCCCAAAGAUAGCGAACGAGAAGUGCAUUUUAGAAUGUGAUUGGCUAGAACUUGAGAAGAGGAUUAGGGAGCGAGCAGAAAGGGAGUUGCUGCAAGCUACUGGUUAG